AUGCCGGGCUAUCAGAAGCCCCUCCUCCUUGCAAAUGACGGUCACAGCACCAAUAAACCACAACCACAGGCUAUGCCGCCUCAAAGGCAGCCUCAACAACACCCCACGCAGUCCGCUCAUCCGGAGCAAGGGCCCGUCGCCCACGGAGAAUGGGUGCAGCCGCCAGACCAUGUCGUGAGAUCGCGAGCAUUGCGCAGAUUCUGGACAGCGUUUUUCUGGGCUUGGCUCAUCUGGACAGUCAUAGGUCUGAUAAUCGGUGGGGGCGUCUCGGAUGUGGAGAACAACAGACACUGGCACAAGCACCAAAAGUGGGACAAGCCCCCUGGUAGCUACUAG
Messenger RNA from Cryptococcus wingfieldii CBS 7118, 336 nucleotides. RefSeq lists its product as hypothetical. Lineage: Eukaryota; Fungi; Basidiomycota; Tremellomycetes; Tremellales; Cryptococcaceae. The transcript has 3 exons. The record is from RefSeq and is a predicted model, not a curated record. Bases 1 to 336 code for a protein of 111 amino acids.